Molecule: messenger RNA, 1323 nt
Organism: Dermacentor albipictus
Lineage: Eukaryota; Metazoa; Arthropoda; Arachnida; Ixodida; Ixodidae
Source: RefSeq, a predicted model, not a curated record
GGGAGGACGAACAGCAAGCAACAGCCUGAUUCAAGCCCAGGUACCACACAAGCCCGCGGCCAGGAUAGCCGUCGCAAGCGUACGCUGCGGAGGCGUGCGGCAGCAGGUUCAAGUUCUUCCGCGGCCAGGCUCCAUGUCGUGGCCAAGAACCCGCCGAUUUUCGACAUGUGGCACACAGGCUUUGUGCCAUCGUCUGUGCCGCCGUACAUGCUGGCCCUCCAAGGGGAAGAAACCCCGGGUGCAGAUGGGGAGCCAGUGAUGGACACUGGUCCGGUUCCAGACCUGAAUGAGGCAGUACGGCAAGCCAACAUAGAGCUGCAGACAGAGAACAAAAAUCUGCAUGCGCUGGUCACCUCAUUGCACGAGAAGAACCACAAGCUCACCCUCAAGUUGUCGGAGCACCAGGACCAGGUGGACUCGCUGCAGAGCAAGAAUGACGAACUGCACAACCGAGGGGAAGAGCUCAAGUACGAGCUGAGCAAGGUGCGCGCGUGUGAGAAGCUUGACUGUAACCUGGCCGACUGCCUGCAGCGCAUCAAGAGCUUCCAGGUGGACGGCGUCAACACUUUGCCCCUGGUUGCCUGUGGCGGGGGCUGUGGCGGUGGUGGCGGAGAAAGAGCCUCCCUGCGCUCGGAGGACCUGCAGAGCCAGCUCGAGGAACAGCGGGAGCUGGCAUUGGCACGGCUGCUGGAGCUGGAGCAGCUUCAACAUGACCACAAGGAGGUCCCGAAGACGGUGGAGCGGCUGCGAUCGCUGCCCGAGAGCCUGGUGGUGAGCACGGCCGAGUACAAGUGCCUGCAGAGCCAGUUCUCCGUGCUGUACAAUGAGAGCAUGCAACUCAAGACUCAGCUGGACGAGUGUCGCUCCUUGCUGUCGACAGCCAAAAACUCACACCUUCACCACAUUGAGCAGAUGGAAAGCGAGGAGCUGGUUGUCCAGAAGAAGCUUUGCUUGGAGGUCAUCUGCCUCGAGGACAACAUCGCGCAGAUUUGUCGAGAGUACGAGAAUCUACGCAUUGAGUUUGAGGCGUCGUCGGUGUCCAGCGAACAGGCUCAGCCAAUCAACUGGGAGAUGCGGCACAUUAUAACGAGCCUGCAGAGCCACAACAGGCAGCUCAAGAGCGAGGUCUCCCGCAGCAAGCGCAAGCUGCGCGAGGCCCAAUCAGAGACGCAGAAGCUGAAGCUGGCUGCUGACCAAGGGUGCCGUCCCGGGCCUUUGCCAGAGUCGGGAGCUCCAGUUUUCGCCAGGAACUUCCGUCCUGGCCCAACCUGGUCUGCGGGACAGGUGGUGUCUCCUGCCAGUGCCUGAUCGCUGCUCGUGCGC